UUUUCUAGCAGGGGAGUUCCAAACAAUAAUUAAUGCCAGCACAAUCAGCUGCAUUUUCGCGGAGAAUAACAUCCAAUGCGCAAUGUAAGGGGCGUUGUCAAGUGUAACCGGGAUGAAAAUCUAUUUAAUCCAAGGAGGACGUCCGUUAUUUAAUGGUUAUUUUAUGUUAUGUUAUGUUCAUUAUUAAUAUAACAAAGUCCGCCAUAUGAGUGCGUAAGUUCCAGUCACGUAGUGUUGCGUCAUCACGUACGUACCUGGUAGGCCGCGGCUGUCCAAUCGCGUCGCUCGUAGCGCCUGUUACAAGCUGUCUGCUCCGUCUCUCAUUCAGAAGGUGAGGGGAAGCAUGCGGAGCAGCUGCUACAGGUCGGUCGCUACAAACAAAUACUAUUUUCACUCAUAAAUUCUUGGUUAUAUCAUUCUAAAUGCCGCCGUAACAUCAUUCAACCCUUUUAGACAUCAACCAGCGUCGGGGAGGAAUAAGUUGGUCGUGUGGUGCGUCGGAUAUAUUCUGGAAUUGGCUAGGUGCUUGUACGGACGCAGAAUCGAAUCGAUGGCGAGCUAAGACACUGGCUUGGAGCCGAGCAGUCCCAGUUAAGAGCUCUCCUGGUCUGGUAGGAGGCUCUGGCAGCCUUGUUCCCCCCUCACCUUCUCUUACACCCACACACACACACACACACACACACGCACUCGCACUUUGAGGCUUCUAGCCCAUGGACAGUUGACAUAUUGGACUCUGCCUUUGCGGCGCACAUGCUGGACUGUUUUGAGCGCCUCAUCCUCUAUGAAUUCGGUGCCUUUGCGAUACGCAACAUCGUGUGUGGAACUGCUGCCAUAUUGGCUACAACUGAGACUGGUUUUGAUUUGAAUGUUGUUGAUGCAUCAGACGUGUCAAGUGCACUUUUCUAUUUAAUUCAUGUACUCUGCAGACUGUAAAUAUUGGGGUCACUGUAUGUAUUGUCACGCAUUAAUAUAUGGUACCAACCGCAUCUGAAGUGCUGUUUGUUGUGUUUUAUUGUACCACUACCUCUAAGAAUCGAACCUGUCUUCUGUAGACCUAGGCCCAAAAGCUAGCUUAAUACUAAUAUAAUAAUCAUACCAUAUCACCAUAAUUUAGCCUGUGUACUUGCUACACAAGUCUGUCUCAAUUUCGUUUAAAUGUCCCCGCGUACUUGGCCACUUAAUACAUGCUUGAACACUAUAGGCAAAUGUACGUUCCGCUUGGCAAAACGUCACCAAAGUGUGUGCGUAACCAAGCGCACUCAGCCCAGUGUGGAAAAUGGGACAGGCCGAAUUGAUCAUCUUGUCGAUAGCGCCGUAGGCUCGCUGUGAACAAUACUCGACUCUGUAGCUCCCCUUUAAAAGAAGUUAACAAAGCAAAGAAAGUUCGCUCCUUGGUAUAACUUUCAAACCCGUAAGUUAAAACAAAUAUCAGGAAAAUUUGAAAGGAAUUAACCAAACAAGCAAUUAACCAAACUGGAAGAAUCUCGCUUAGUCUGGGCAGACAGUCCUCAAAUCUGUCCUCAAACACAGCUGUAAGACCUAAUAUAUAUUUAGAUUGCUUCUCCCCCAAUUUCUCUUCAACAAUUGACCUCAGUGAUUUCUUUAUUUAAAUCAUCAACGUGUAUCUUAGACCCCAUCCCAACUAGGCUACUUAAGGAAGUCUUACCUUUAGUUAACACUCAUAUAUUAGAUAUGAUCAGUAUAUCCUGAUUAACAGGUUAUGUACCACAGUCUUUUAAGGUAGCUGUAAUUAAACCUCUCCUAAAAAAGCCCACCCUGGAUCCAGAGGUGUUAGCCAACUAUAGACCAAUAUCUAAUCUUCCCUUUCUUUCAAAGAUCCUUGAGAAAGUAGUCACAGUCUCCAUGAUAAUAAUUUAUUUGAGGAAUUUCAGUCAGGAUAUAGACUGCAUCAUAGCACUGAGACAGCACUAGUUAAAAUUACAAAUGAUCUUCUGAUUGCUUCAGACAAAGGACUCGUCUCUGUACUUGUUUUAUUAGAUCUUAGUGCGUCCAUCAAAUUCUGCUACAGAGACUGGAACACUUAAUUGGCCUAAAAGGUUCUGCACUAAGCUGGUUUAAAUCUUAUUUAUCUGAUCUUUUUCAGUCUGUUCACGUCCAUGAUGAAUCAUCCUUACGUACUAAAGUUUGUUUUGGAGUUCCGCAAGGUUCUGUGCUGGGACCAAUCCUAUUUACUCCCGAUAUGCUUCCUUUAGGUAACAUCAUUAGAAAUCACUCUGUAAAUUUCCAUUGUUAUGCGGAUGAUACACAGUUGUAUUUAUCUAUGAAGCAAGAAGAAAGUAAUCAAUUAACUAAACUUCAUAAUCGCCUUAAAGACAUAAAAACCUGGAUGAGCACCAAUUUCCUUAUGUUAAAUUCAGACAAAACUGAAGUUAUUGUUCUUGGCCCCAAACAACUCAGAGACUCUUUAUCUGAUGACAUAGACUACGUUUACAUGCAGUCAAUAUUCGGGUUAAGGUCAAUAUUCCGGUUUCUGAAACAUUCGGAAUAACCCGUUUACAUGCGUGAGCAAACAGGGUUAUUCCUGUAUACAUGGUAAUUGUAAUCAAUUGGAAUAUCCCGAUCAGAACAGCGACGCACGGACAACGUGUCGACGCACGGAGAACGUCAUGACGCACUGCGCGUCAUUUUAGCUUCUUCUUCCUGUAUCCAAAAACAACAACGAGGGCAGCACGGCGGAUAAUGAACAGCCCAGGGCCGGUAGCAGUCGCUUUCGUCGUUUGCGCUUUGGUGCUGGUACUGACCCACCACCAGUACUUGACACUAUUCUGUCUCUCUGUCUUCAUUAAUGGAAGGCGAGAACGUGAAGAAAUAGGAAAUGGAGCCGGAGCUGUGCCAUCCAUAUCCAUGCUACCCGUUUCCACCAGAGCCCCCCGGACACUUUGGAUGAAGGUGCGCAGUCAGGACUGGUGGGAACGGGUAGUAAUGAUGGAGUUCACCGAUGCCGACUGGCGUGACAAUUUCCGUAUGUCGCGUCGAUCCUUUACUAAACUUUGCCAGAUGAUGGAGAGAGUGAUGGAGCCCUGUGAAAUCACCGUUCGCACACCGGUGCCUCUAGGGAUGCGUGUUGCUAUGGUGCUAUAUAAACUAGCAAGCUGUGCAGAGUACCGUGUGAUAGCCAAUCAGUUCGGAGUGCACAAGAGCACCGUGAAGAAAAUGGUGUACUUAUUCUGCCACGGAAUGGUCGAUUCUGUUAUCAAAACGCUGAUCAGAGCACCCACUUUGGAGGAGGCAUGUGCCAUCGCAGGAGGUUUGAACGGGACCACUCCAUUCCUCAAAUCAUAGGCUGUGUGGACGGGAGUCACAUCCCUUGUUUGCCUCCCAGUGAUGGCUACAGGGACUUCAUAAAUAGGAAGGGAUGGCCCUCCUAUGUCCUCCAGGGAGUCUGUGAUGACAAAUACUGCUUCUGGAGUGUGAGCUGCAAAAUGCCUGGUUCUGCGCAUGACGCCAGUGCCCUCAAGCAGUCCGAUCUGUUCCGGAAUGCCCACCUCCUCCCAAAGAGAGCUGUGCAGAUCGAGGGGCAGGAUGUGGAUUUCUUCCUGCUCGGAGAUCCUGCUUACCCGCUGAUGCCUUGGCUCAUGAAGGGCUAUCUGCAAUCUCCAAGACUGACACCACAGGAGGAAUCCUUCAAUGUGUAUUUGAGUUCUGCUAGAACUUCUAUUGAGAUAGCAUUUGGUAGACUGAAAUCUCGUUUCCGUGUUCUCUUGAAGCGCAGUGAUUUUCAUUUCACAUUUACACCAUACAUGGUUGCAACAUGUUGUGCUCUGCACAAUUUUUGUGAGAUGGAGAAGGAGCAUGUGAAUCCCAGAUGGGCAGAGGAUGCAGCAUCUGUGGGAAGGCAGUUUCCACAGCCUGUGCCACAGGCCAGUACAACAUCCACUGGUGCAGCCACAGCCAUCAGACGGGCACUAACUGAUUACCUUGCUGCACGUGUCCCACUCCGUAGGCGCUUAUAGGAGAGGAGGAGAGAGAGGGAGGAGGAGAGAGAGAGAGAGGAGAUGAGGGAAGAGAGGAGGGGAGAGGCGAGAUGAUGGGAGAGAGAGGAGAGAUGAGGGGGGAGAGAGAAGGGAAAGUAGAUGGAUCUAAGCUACUGAUUUGUUACUUGGCAUUGUAGUAGGCUUUUUUGAGGGUCUUCCAAUGUUUAUCUGUUCUGGAGUGUGUAUGAAACUAGCUUCACAAAGUUUGUUGCUCACUACUUAUGAGAGACAGAGGAGAAGAAGAGAGUAUCUCAAAGUUUUGUUUACAAUUUCUAAUAGAAGUUCAAUACAUGUAAAGUUUCAAGUAACUUUUAUUUAAAGUUUGUAAUACAAAUAAAAUAUUUUCACAUAAAAAUAACUCUGGUUUUGUUUUUACAAUGAGGUACAAAUAAGGGGCAACUUGUACUUGCAGUAAAAAUAUGGAGCAACUUGUUGCAGAAUAUUUUCAAAUGUGUGGAACA
This is a messenger RNA of Epinephelus fuscoguttatus (brown-marbled grouper), 4456 nucleotides long. RefSeq names its product putative nuclease HARBI1. The transcript has 5 exons. Bases 3252 to 3974 code for a protein of 240 amino acids. The record is from RefSeq and is a predicted model, not a curated record. NCBI's taxonomy places the organism in Eukaryota, Metazoa, Chordata, Actinopteri, Perciformes, Serranidae.